Molecule: messenger RNA, 829 nt
Organism: Phyllotreta striolata
Lineage: Eukaryota; Metazoa; Arthropoda; Insecta; Coleoptera; Chrysomelidae
Source: the annotation of a GenBank genome assembly
GUUGACGUUGACAUUCCAAAAAAACUGGCUAUUUUUGUAGGUUAAGUUUAUUUUCCAAAAACUUUUUAGUAAAAACCUUAUUGUCUUUUACUUUUAUAAUCCAAUUAUGUCUGAUGAGGAGGUUAUUAAAAGAAGGCUGAUAUUCGAUGGAGACGGCACAGGUGACGAUAGACGCUUCAAUUUGAUGCUGAAAAUGAUCACGAAAUUCAUAAACUCCGGCGAAGAAACCGCCGAAGAGUCCCGGCAGCGAUACGAUAAAAUUUCAGCUCAAUUGAGUAUGAUCGAGCACGCUCGAAAACGCUCCGAAUUGGUGACGAAAUCCAACGAUGAUCAAUUGAUAAAAUACCAGAAGUUAUUCAAAGACUACGAAGGAAAAAUACGCGACAUAAAGAGCGACAUUGCGAAACAACGGACUGAAUUAGAAAAAGCCAAGACAAUCAAACAGAACAGAAUCGAAUAUGAUCUUCUCGCCAAGCAAAUAUCCGCCGAACCAGCCAGGACCGAAAUGAACAAGAAAUUGCUCUCGUUGCAGAAACACCUAAAAGACAUCGGGGAAGAAAAGAGGCGUUUAAUCCAGAAACUAGCCAAAAGGAAGAAACAAUUCCACGUAUUGUCCACAUCCGCCAAUCAACUGCAAUUUUAUUUAGACGAAGACAACGAAUUCAUUGAUAUAAAUUCCUCCUUGGACGAUGUAAAUGUUAAUAGUCCCGAACCAAUGUCGGAGUAGAUUUAGUUAAAUAAGAGUAUAGAAAAUAAGAUAAUUAUGAAUUGUGUAAAUGUAAAAGUCGGAAGUAAGUAUUAAAUUUACAACUUUUUGUUUUUUUUACAA